CGACCUUCCCGUUUCCAUGUUUUGAUUCUUACAAUUCCUAAUUGUCGUACUUCACUGCACAUUAAUCUAUCGUCUUCGUUACUUAGGGCUUCCUUCAAUUACUGAACGGCUAUGGCGAAAGACGGUCCCAACUGGGAUGGGUUGCUCAAAUGGAGUCUUGCUCACUCCGACGGAACUCGCCCUAAUCGUAAUUUGAGUGAGGAGGAUAGGAGAUGGUUUAUGGAAGCAAUGCAAGCUCAGAGUGUUGAUGUUGUCCAGCGCAUGAAGGAGAUAACUCAAGUGAUGCAGACUCCUGAGCAAGUCUUGGAAGCUCAAGGUGUUAAUUCAGAGGAUAUUGAAGAUAUGCUUGAUGAGCUACAAGAGCAUGUCGAGUCGAUUGACAUGGCCAAUGACCUUCACUCUAUUGGUGGGCUGCAUCCUCUUCUUGGAUAUCUUAAGAAUCCCCAUGCAAAUAUUCGAGCCAAAGCUGCAGAAGUUGUGACCACUAUCGUUCAGAAUAACCCACGAAGUCAACAACUGGUGAUGGAAUUGAAUGGUUUAGAGUCGCUUCUCAUGAACUUUACUUCAGACCCUGAUGUCACUGCUCGGACCAAAGCUCUUGGUGCUAUAUCCUCUUUAAUCCGAUACAACAAACCUGGUAUUGCUGCAUUCCGACUUGCAAAUGGUUAUGCAGGCUUGAGAGAUGCUCUUGGCUCCGAGAGUGUAAGAUUUCAAAGGAAAGCCCUUAACUUAGUCCAUUACCUGCUGCAUGAAAAUACUUCAGAUUGCCACAUAGUGAAUGAACUCGGAUUUCCUCGUAUUAUGCUACACCUGGCAUCCAGUGAUGAUGCUGAGGUACGGGAAGCUGCUCUUCGUGGCCUCCUCGAACUUGCCAAGGACAAGACAGGUGAGAAUGGUGGAGGGUUAGGUGAAGAUGAUGACAAGUUAAAGCAGGUUCUGGAGGAACGGAUAAAGGGAAUCAGUUUACUGUCACCUGAAGAUCUUGGGGCAGCUAGGGAAGAAAGGCAGCUUGUCGAUUCACUCUGGAACACCUGCUACAAAGAACCAUCAUCUCUCCGUGAAAAGGGUCUUCUUGUUCUUCCUGGAGAGGAUGCACCACCUCCUGAUGUUGCUAGUAAGCAUUUUGAACCUCCUCUGAGAGCUUGGUCGGGAAGGCCUCCGGCUGAUACAAGUCCUAAAACCGAAAAGAAAGAAACUCCUUUAUUGCUGGGCUUAGGUUCUGCACCUGCACCUGCACCUGCACCUGAAGCUAGAGAUGUUACUUCCAGUUCCACAUCGAAUACGAAAGAAGAAGUGGAUUCGACUUCAUAACUUAGGCUGUAUAUUUACUAGUUUUAACACCUGUUCAAUGAUCCUACUUUUUCCUUCCUCUGUGCCAUGGUUGAACUUGCACCACCAAGGCACAUCAAAUAGGUAGUGGCCUCACCACUUCCUCUGUUAUAGUCAAGGGUGAUGUAGUUUUAUGCCAUCUUUGAGAUAUUUAUUACCAAACUUCAUUUCGAUAGAAUUCUAUUUUUUGUGAUUAGUUGGAUUAAGAAUGAAAAAUCAAUUAUUGUUGAACUUGAAAAAA
Molecule: messenger RNA, 1570 nt
Organism: Benincasa hispida (wax gourd)
Lineage: Eukaryota; Viridiplantae; Streptophyta; Magnoliopsida; Cucurbitales; Cucurbitaceae
Source: RefSeq, a predicted model, not a curated record